UUCCGUGUUUCCAAUUUAGAUAAACAUUGCGAAAAAUGCCUUAUCUGCCGUUGCUAUCUUCUCUCCGACGAAAAUCCCAUUUUUAACGAUUCUUCGGAUAUGAGACACGGAUAAAUUCAAUUUGUUUCUUACUAAUAAUUCGGUGUAUCGGUAAGAAUAUGGAACUAGGUUUACGAGGGUGACGCAUCGAUCGCGUAUAUAAGAGAGAAUACCGGAAGAGGCGAGGAAACAGUGUUCGAGAGCGCGUGGACGUGGACGAGAACGAGAGCGAGAGCGAGAACGAUCGAAGGAUGAGGGGACUGUUUCUGAUCCUACUGCUCGUGUACGUUGUUUCGGCGACUCGAUGCAUCGUGAAGGACGACAAGGACGUGCCGGAGGUUCACGUGAUCCGCUUAGGAGAUCGCAGUGGAGAGUCAGACGAAUCGGACGUAGUCACGCUGCAGAUCCCGGACACCAGGCGCAAACGGGAAACCCAUGAAAUUUGCAAGAAGGACACCGAUUGUACGAAAGGAGAGGUCUGCGUCCCUUAUUUAGGAUGCAUAAAGGGACAUCGAAAAGAUCGCGCAUCGGAUAAUUUCACUCAGAUGUAAUCGCCCCCCUUGAAUUUGAUCCAACGAUGAAGCACUAUCUCCUCGACAUACAUACUAAUAUAUACUAACAACGUACUUAUAUACGCACCUUACAACACUUGUACGCACCUCAAUAUAUCGAAAUAAUAAAGCGACUGGCAUUGAAAAAAA
Molecule: messenger RNA, 740 nt
Organism: Apis cerana (Asiatic honeybee)
Lineage: Eukaryota; Metazoa; Arthropoda; Insecta; Hymenoptera; Apidae
Source: RefSeq, a predicted model, not a curated record